Messenger RNA from Hyalella azteca, 2642 nucleotides. Its product is annotated as sodium-coupled monocarboxylate transporter 1. The transcript is spliced from 11 exons. Gene Ontology annotation, biological process: sodium ion transport; transmembrane transport. Bases 409 to 2247 code for a protein of 612 amino acids. Gene Ontology annotation, molecular function: symporter activity. Gene Ontology annotation, cellular component: membrane. The record is from RefSeq and is a predicted model, not a curated record. Lineage: Eukaryota; Metazoa; Arthropoda; Malacostraca; Amphipoda; Hyalellidae.
GCAAUGAACUUCUCUUACGACGCGGGAAAUAGACAUUCUUUAGAUCGAUUCCUCUCGUCAGAGGACAGAUAUCUUCUAUUUCCUUACAUUUUACCUUGUUUUACGGGUCAUACCCAAAAUUUUUAGGUUAUCAUUUGUUUUCCUCAUUUGAAAUGAGUAACUAAAAUCUUUUGCAUUAAAAUGAUAAAAUAAUUCUGGCCCAGAUCCAUUGAAAUUCACUGGUAACGUGCAUUUUAACCAACAUAAACCUUUGCAAUAAAGCUCGUAAAAACGCUAUAUUAUCCACGAACUUGCACCAGCUUGGCCCUGCGGUUAUUUUCAUCUACAUCGAGUGGCAUUGUACUGACGGUUUUUAAUCACUGCCUCUUAAUUAAAUACGGAAGAUAGUAGUACCUUUUCAAUUGAAACAUGGCGGAGACAACUACCAUUUAUGAAGGGCUGCUACUGGGCGCAUCGAACUCUUCGGGUCAUCAAAAAACUUCAGAUCUCGCCCUACUCUUCACUUGGGUCGACUACCUCGUCUUCGGUCUCAUGCUCGGGGCGUCCGCGGCUAUCGGUGUUUACUAUGGCUUUUUCGCCAAGAAAAAGGCGGACGACACCGAGGAAUUUCUCAUGGCGGGAAAAUCCAUGACGACUUUCCCUAUCGCCAUGUCGCUCAUCGCAAGUUUCAUGUCGGCCAUCACGCUGCUGGGCACCCCGUCCGAGAUAUACCAGCACGGUUUCAUUUAUUAUCUCAUCGGCUUCUCCUACAUCAUCGUGAUGCCAGCUGCUGCAUACCUAUACCUACCAGUCUUCUGGGACCUGCAGGUGACCUCUGCGUACGAGUAUCUUGAGAUCCGUUUCCAUCCUUACGUUCGGCGUCUAGGGUCCGGAAUUUUCAUUUUACAGAUGACUUUGUACAUGGCGAUCGUGGUGUUUGCCCCGGCCUUAGCGCUGUCCCAGGUCACGGGUAUCAACCUUUACGUGUCCAUCUGCCUGAUCUGCUUCGUGUGUAUGUUCUACACCACCCUUGGAACCAUGAUCUUCAUCAUGAUCUUCGGUGCCAUGUCAGUCGGAGGCUUCGGGUUCGUGUGGGAGAAGGCCGUGGAGAGCGGCCGGGCCCAGCUCAUGAAUGUGGACCCGAGGCCUACGACCCGACACACGGUCUGGACCCUGGUCAUUGGUGGAUACUUCACCUGGAUCACAAUCUACGGCUGCAACCAAGCGCAGGUACAACGCUACUUAUGUGUUCGCAAAAUGUACAUGGCGAGACGGGCGCUUUGGAUCAACCUGAUUGGUCUCGUCAUCCUGAUGUCCAUUUGUUCGUUUUGCGGGCUCGUUAUUUACGCCAAAUACUACGACUGCGAUCCCAUCUCGGGCGGGAUUGUCACCACCGGUGACCAACUGUUCCCGCUGUUCGUAAUGGAGACCAUGGGGCAAUUCAAGGGCCUCCCUGGCCUCUUCGUGGCGGGCAUCUUCUCCGGGGCACUCAGCACGGUGUCGUCAGGAAUGAACUCGCUGGCGGCGAUAACGUUGGAGGAUUUUGUGAAAGGGUUUUUCUGGAAGGAUAUUAAUGAACUUUGGGCAACGCGACUGUCGAAGAUUCUUUCUCUUGUGUUCGGGGUUGUCACAUUUGCGCUCGUUUUUGUGGCCCAGCAACUUGGCGAUAUUCUCUCCGCUGCGCUCAGCAUCUUCGGCAUUGUUGGAGGUCCGUUAUUGGGCAUGUUCACCCUUGGCAUGUUCUUCCCGUGGGCCAACGGCAUAGGCUGUUUCAUGGGAGCGCUCGUGAGUUUGUCCUUCAUGUUAUUUAUUGGGAUAAUGAACCAAGUGGCCAGAAAUUUCGGCUACAGCACUACAGUCAAAAUGCCAAUUUCCACCGACAAUUGCCCGGCCUUCAACGCGACCGUAUCUUCUGUUGUCAAAGACGUGUCGGAAAUCCCGGCGUUCCUGAAGUCGGACCUCUUCCAGUUGUCGUACAUGUGGUACUCGGCCACAGGCUGCCUCAUCGUCAUCGUCGUGGGGCUCAUCAUCUCUGCGUUCACCGGUACCCAAGACCUGAGGAAACUUAACCCCAAGACCCUGUCUCCUGGCUUCCAUUGGGUCAAGCGCAUCAUUCCUGGCUCUGAUAAAAUCGGGCUCGACUGGGUUGACGAGAGGGCCACGCUACGUGAAGACCCAAGCGUGAUAAACGGGCUCAAUAACUAUGGCUUCGAGAGCGAAAAGUCCGAGAAAUACAACGGAGGAUUGAUCGAGGCCUCCAAACUCUGAAAUGGACCCGGAGCCCCGGAUCCUGUAUCCAGAAAAGCGUUACAAAAGUUUAAUUUCAUGUCUUUGUAUUUAAUUCAAUUUAAUUUAAUAUCAAUUUUCCCUCGGCUCACAUGCACGCAGACUUGCCUAGAAGCAGAAAUCCAGACAUAAUUUAAAUGUUGUACAUACCAUUAAUAUAUUCAAGUACUUUUGAUUCAUUUGUCCUUAUUCUUCUCUGCAACGUAAUUUAUGUGAUUUUUAUUUAUUUAAUUCAAAUCAAAAUUAUUUCUUGUUCCGUAAGAUAAAUAAAGUUAUUAUUUAUCGUCUGGCAAAUCUACCUAAUUGCUGUAGAUGUGUAGUAUCUUGUGUUCCUGUACAUCUUAUUAAUAUUGUUAUUAAUACAUUAUUCUCAAUAA